Pimephales promelas (fathead minnow) is the source of this 3194-nucleotide messenger RNA. Its product is annotated as RNA-binding motif, single-stranded-interacting protein 3. Gene Ontology annotation, molecular function: RNA binding. The record is from RefSeq and is a predicted model, not a curated record. NCBI's taxonomy places the organism in Eukaryota, Metazoa, Chordata, Actinopteri, Cypriniformes, Leuciscidae.
AAAAGUUAAACAAUUAAAAAACGUGUGUGUUUGUGCGUGUGUGUGUCUUUAAAGGCCUGCAGGGUAUCAGCACCCCAUCACUCUUGAUUUGUGUGUUUGUCUGACACGGCCCUCAGUGUUGUGAGUAGCUCAAUUACCCAGAACCCCCAGCGCUCUCGUUCAUUAGGAGUGAUGGAGGGAUGACACACAGCGGACAGCACGUCUGCAGCAUUUCCCACAAGGCCGUUCACUCGCCUCUCCAUCACACACUCCACCAUCUGGACCGGCAGAGACGGACUCGAGCGAGAGCUGAGAAAGAGCAAGAGAAGAAAAAACUGAAUCAAUGCAGAAUCAAAGUCAUCAUCAUCAUUCAGUUCACGUUUAUCUGUAAUGCGCUUCUCACAACACACAUCGUGUCAAAGCAGCUUCACAGAAAGUGCUCGAGUCCACAUCGCAGUUUAGAGAGACUGUUAUCAGAGGAAACUGUAAUAAAUCUGUGCAGCUUCCAGAGCACGACGCCCGGAUCGGGAAACCAAUGGAAGUCAAUGAGAGGAGCGCACUAAUAUAGUGUGUGUGUGUGUGUGUGUGUGUGUCAUGUCAGUCAUUUGCUGUAAUAUGAGCAUAAGAGGUAAUUGCAGAUUUCAUAUCAGAGCCCAUUAUGCCAUUUGAGCGCAUUAAUGUUUGAUGAGCGUCUGAUUACCUCCUUCCCCAGAACAGCUCCGGGAGCGAUGGAGAUCUGCAGGGCAUUCUGGGAUUGAUUCCACACACACACACACACACAUGUGUGUGUUUAACGUUGAACCACACGUCGAGCCCCUGAUCCUGAUGCUGUUAUUGGAGCAGGAAUCACACGCUUCACACACACACACACACACACACGCUCCUCUCCUCUCCUCAUGCUGGAACGGACCUCGGACUGUCUCUCUCUCUCUCUGUGUGUGUGUGUGUGUGUGUGUGCUGGACUGUAGUGUCUCGGAGGAGCUCCUCUUCCUCGCACCGGUCCGUCAGGGACUCCAGACUGCAGAUUGAUGGGAAAGGCGCUGGAUCCGCAUCAGAUGUUCCCGUAUCUCACCUGCUACUACAGUAAGCCGUAUGCCCCGCCCCCUCACCCGAUGGCUCCGCCCUCUCACUCGAUGGCCCCGCCCAGUCCCGGGAGCAGCUGUAGUGCAGUGGAGCCGCUCAGCCGAACCAACCUGUACAUCCGAGGACUUCACCCUGGAACCAGCGACCACGACCUCGUCAAACUCUGCCAGCCAUAUGGGAAGAUCGUCUCCACUAAGGCCAUCCUGGACAAGAACACAAACCAGUGCAAAGGUUACGGUUUCGUGGACUUCGACUGUCCGGCAGCGGCGCAGAAGGCUGUUUUGUCUCUGAAGGCCAGCGGUGUGCAGGCGCAGAUGGCGAAGCAGCAGGAGCAGGACCCCACUAACCUGUACCUGUCUAAUCUGCCCGUCUCUAUGGACGAACAGGAGCUGGAGGCGGCGCUUCGACCCUUCGGUCAUGUGAUCUCCACGCGCGUGUUACGAGACGCUAGCGGCGUGAGCAGAGGCGUCGGCUUCGCCAGGAUGGAGUCCACGGAGAAAUGUGAAGUUGUCAUACAACAUUUCAAUGGGAAAUAUCUCAAACCUCCUCCGGGCGUCCCAGGUCCGUCUGAGCCGCUGCUGUGUAAGUUUGCUGAUGGCGGUCAGAAGAAAAGACAAACCCAAAAUAAAUAUACACAGAACGGCCGAGCGUGGAGCGAAGGAGAGACGGGAAUGACACUCACAUACGAGCCUGCCGUAAUGCAGAACGGUUUCUACUCGUCUCCUUAUAGCAUCACUACUAACCGGAUGAUCGCGCAGGCGUCUAUCUCUCCGUUCAUCACCGCUUCACCUGUGUCGACUUAUCAGGUUCAGAGUACGGCAUGGAUGCCCCAACAUCAGUAUGUCAUGCAACCGACAGGGUCGAUCAUCAGUCCAGGACUCGAUCACAGUGGCGUUUCAGCUCCACCAGUGACCAUGAUGACUCCACUAACAGCACAGAUGAACCAGCUCACGCUGGGGUCGGCUGCUAACUACAUUACGGCCCCUAUGCAAGGAUCGUUCAUCCAUCAGUUGACGCCGGUCCCUCGGUCAGCACUUCCAGUAGAGGGUGUAUUAACAGAAGCUCCUCCACAGACGCCGGCUCCCUCGUCACAUGACGUCCACGUAACACAGCAACAGAUCACCGUGGAAACCAGUGACCUUAUUCAACCCUGCUCCUACCAGUCCAACGUCGUGAAGAGCUGAUGUACGCCAGCGUUUCCUUCUGAUGGAGAAUCAGCCGCUCCGCACUCGUGAUGACCUCCAGGUGAACGAGCAUCACAAACACACACUCCUCUCAUUCCCCACGGGACUAAAGCACUGGAGGACUCGCGGGGCGUGACGAGUAUUUCAGGAUUCCUCCUUUUCUGUUUGUUUUUAUGUCUGACGGACUGAAGCUUCUUUCCUAAAUAUGAAAAUAAUGUGUAGAUAUAUGAUGUAGAAUUAUAUGAAGAAGAACAAGGACCGUUUUCCUCGGAUAUUAAGUUUGCACAUCAUCAAAUUGUUGAUUUUCUUCUGUCAAAUGUAGGAAUUUACAAAAACAUCACUUGCCUUGAUUUAAAUACCUCUUAAGUGACUUGUAUAUUGUGUCAAAUCUGGUGUUGUGUGUAAAACAUGGUGGAACUGAAUCCUGAUAUCACAUUUUCUUCAUUUGAAGAAAAAUGAGGUCAUUAUAAUUUUCCUGAAUGGAUUGCAUUUUUACUUACAUUAUUUUUCACAAAGAGGAAAAAAAAGUACAGCAGUUUGCUGCAAUUUCCGAACAUGCUUUUUUAAAUUUAAUUUUAUACAUUUUUGAUCAUUUUAAACUUUUAAUGUUUUAGCCUGCUUUGCCUGAUGCAUUUCAAAUAAUUCUUAGAAAAAAUUAUGAAAAACUUUUGCAGGUUGUGUGGCGUUGAUAGUUGAACUCAACCAGUCUAAAGCAAUAGAAGAAAUAGUGGCUGUAGAUUUGUGUAGUUGUGAAAAACAGCAGUCGUUUCUAAACCAAAGAUGAAGAAACUUUGGCUCUGAAUAUGUUAAUGAUGAUGAUGUUUCUAGAGCUGCUAUUGUUGUUUUUUCUUAUUUGAAUAUUUUCAUUGUGGUAACCCAAAUGAUUAUAAUUGUUUUAUAUAAUUAAUGUAGAAUCUUGCACUGCAGUAAAUGAGGCAUAUCUGAUCA